This is a messenger RNA of Sparassis crispa, 1524 nucleotides long. RefSeq names its product Hsp90 co-chaperone Cdc37. Gene Ontology annotation, biological process: protein folding; protein stabilization. Bases 1 to 1524 code for a protein of 507 amino acids. The record is from RefSeq and is a predicted model, not a curated record. Lineage: Eukaryota; Fungi; Basidiomycota; Agaricomycetes; Polyporales; Sparassidaceae. Gene Ontology annotation, cellular component: cytoplasm. Gene Ontology annotation, molecular function: protein-folding chaperone binding; protein kinase binding; heat shock protein binding. The transcript has 5 exons.
AUGAUUCGAGAACCCUCGGAUUUCCGUCUGGACGUGAGCCUGCUCGCGAGAAGUCCUCUCGUACAAAUGCCUCUGAACUACUCGAAGUGGGACGCCCUUGAGCUCUCUGACGAUUCAGAUAUUGAGGGCCACCCGAAUGUUGACAAGCGGUCUCUAAUCAGAUGGAAACAGCGCGACAUUCAUGAGAAGCGUGAGGAACGCAAGCAUCGCAUCGCCCUGCUCGAAGCAGACAUCGCUUGCAAUGCUGUCCUUCAACCUCGCCUGCGCACCAUUGCAGAUGAGGUUGCGUCUAAAGGUCCUGCCCACUUCUCUGCCUUGGUGGAACGAUUCAAGACAGAGCCCUCGCCUGAACGACCGCCCACGAAUGCUCCAGAGCAACAGACAUAUGAUGAGAUGCUGUUGAACCUUAUGUUGACGAUCUGGGAGGAGGUGAAGAAAGCUGGCAUCGAUAAGGACGACGCACGCUUAGGAGAGUUGCUGGUACAAGGCCUGGAGAAGCAUUUCGUGCAAAUGGGAGAGCAUCAGGGGAAACAGAAGCAAGAGCUCGCGCAGCUACAAGAGGACAACAAAAGGAAGAUUACAAGCGAUGAUAUCCACGUCGGUUUCGACUCCCACUACGUACCGCCAAAGCCUGAGCCGUCACCUAUCAAAGGUGCGAUCGAGCCCUCAAAACCGAAAAAGACGACCGAAUACGAGGUGCUUAAUCCGAAGGGCGUGGAGGGUACUACAACGACGUCUGUUCCGGCUGCGUCAUCCUCAUCCUCCGUUGCGUCCGAUGAUGAGCUGCCGGAGUUGACCCCAUCACUGGAGCAGUUCUCUCACCUUCCUCUCCGUGGCUAUCAGCAAUCCUGGGAUUUCAUACGGAGUCAUCGGGAUGUCUACGUUGCUGGUGCAUCGGAUGCUCUGCUGGUCGCGGCAUUCAAGGCGCAGAAUGACGGCAAGGCAGUGUAUGCGCAGCAGUGCGUGCAUCAGAGCUUGUUAAUCCAGUAUUGCGAGAAAUUGGGCCCCGAUGGUGUCACUCUCUUCUUUCGCAAGAUGGUUGUGGCAGACCCGCGCGCGUCAUCUGUGUUCGAAAACGACGUGGCGCAAACAUACGCUCAUCUCGCUGAACGUGUACGCAUCUCUAAAGCUGAAGAGGCGGCCGUAGCAGGGGAAGAGCAAAUCCAGCUCGUGGCGGAAAACCCUUCUCAAUCUAUCUCGUUUAAUAUUCCCGACGGUCCUCCUCCCGAGCACCUCCAGCUGGAAGGCCCUGGGUUUGAAGAUGUCAACAUCGAGGAUGUGCGUAAAGCGCUACAGAUGCGAUGGGACGUCUUCCAAGGCUUCAGCGAGGCGAUGCAAGAGGCACUCAAGUCGCAAGAGCUGGACAAGGUGAACAAGGUCCUCGGCAGCAUGAGCGUGAAGGAGGCGGAAGACGUCGUGCAAUUAUUGGACCUGGGAGGCAUCUUGAAUUUCUCGUCAGGCGGUAUCCGAGACGAGACGGGAGAGGAGGGGGAAGGUGUCGAAGAACAAGAGGUUGAGCAGUGA